UUAGUGCCAUGCAAGUGGAUUUAAGAAAACAUACAGCGGAAACACAUUUUUGGAUUAACAUUAUCUGGUGUGCCUUGGGAGCCAUAAUAUUAGUUGGCAUUGCAGUCAUAUCAUACUGGAUUAGAAGAUGCAGGAUAUUACAAGUGAGAUACCUCCAUUGCAGCCAGUCUGCACUGAGGAAGUUAUUAUCAACUGUCGUCAGCAACAACAGCAGCAUAAUCAUCAAACAGCAGCAAUACAGCAACAACAACCACUACUGCAUCAACAACAGCAGCAACAAAAUCAACAUUCUCAACAACAGCCGCAACAGCAACAACAACAUCUUUAUCAAAAACGUUCACAAUCUACCGCAACAACAAAAUCUUCUACAAUUAGCACAACAAAUACCGCAACAUCGGCUUUAUCCCAACAAAAGCAAUCAAAUAAUCAUCAAAACCAACAUCAGCACCAGUUCCAAUCACAACCAAACAAACAACAACUGCAGCAACAAAAUAAUCAAAAAAUUAUCACUCGAUCACAAUCAUCAAAAGUUAUACAAGAUUUUCAGCAUCAUCACGCUUUCCAUCAACUAAAACAACAACAAUCAUUGCCUACACCAUUACAUGGCAAUGUUGGUGCUUCCCCCAAUGUCCACAAUCAUUCAAAAUCCGUUUCGAUUUUGGUGUAUAAAACAUUGAACACGGUCUUCAAGAGCAGCCGCAAAAUCAUUGUACGCGUUUGUGAGGUGGCCAGUGUUAAGAAAAAUUUCAAUAUGUUUAAAUUCAAUAAAGCAUCACAGCAGACGAGAGCCGAUGCCAGGGCCAAUGCGUGUACGGGACAUGAUCAGUUUGUUCGACCGCCGGUAUCGGAAAAAAAAGCCAAACAUUUAAUGAAAAAAUUACAAAAACAAAAUGGAUUAAAACGUUCUAAUUCAGCGAUAGAAUUUGAUGUAUCAGCAUUAACAGCAGCAAAUCGAAGACAUAUCUACAGUAGCAAUCGUUCGGCAAGCUCAGAACAAGAUAAUUCAGAUCAAUCUGAACAUUCGGAGAAAUCACCAUUGGUUAGCGCCAGGUUAGACAGUUUGGCUAGGAUAUUUUUUAGCAAAUCGAUGUCAGCGGAAAGCGGAAGUAGAGAUACCCUAGAUUCAGUGCUAACAACAAGACCCAAUAUCAAAUAUCAAUAUUCCGCUUUAGAUAGUGGCAAUGGCAUUGUGGAGCGUUCACCGCGCGAAAGAGCCGCCCGAGAGAAGGCUCUCAAUGCCACGCAAGAGUGGAUACAACAAUCAAAUGGUAGAUAUGAAGUAAUUGCUCAUUUAGAUGAAAUCGGUUCGAGACAUGGUAAAAAUUGGUUUCUAGUAACCGAUGCUUCGGUUCGCACCGAUCGUUUAAUGACUUUAUUAACCCUGCCGCCUGACUGUGUCGCAUUUGAAGAUCUAUCGCCUAACGAAAGUCCUCGCAAUAUAUUAAUGGAACUUUUAGGUUCUCUGCAUCAUCCGUAUAUUUAUCCCGUUUUGGAUUUGGGUUUUCUGCACACCAAUUCGGGUAAUUAUGCCUGCUUGGUGACACCAUUCAAUUCUAGGGGUAGUCUUAAGGAUUUAAUAUAUAAGGCCCAAUGGAAUGAACCUUGGUCACGUAAAUAUACACGUAAACCAACUGGCCUGCCAGUCACGCAAGUACAACGUUUAGGCAGACAAAUCUUGGAGGCAUUGCUGUUUCUCAAAGAGCGAGGUUUUCCAUUGCAUGGUCAUUUGCAUAGUGGAAAUGUGAUUUUACAAAACGGUGCUGCCAGAUUAUCUGGUCUCGAAAAUGGUCUACUGGGACUAUCGUCGCGCAUUAAUGCGGUAAUGUGGUCACGUUCUACUACAGACAUCGAAAAUGUUGAUAUCAUUUGUUUUGGCCAUCUGCUGUAUGAAAUGUGCAUGGGCCAAGAGAUGACAACACCUAAACCGUCCAUGAGAGUAUUAGAAAUGGAAAUGGAACAAUUUCCACAGAUUUUAGAUGUAUUGAGUUUAAUAUUUGAACCACCCAAUGGAGCAUGUCCUUCUGUGGAGGAACUGGUAUUAUGUGAUUUAUUUAGAUCAAUUGAUUUACGAGAACUGAGGGGACCUUGUUUUAAUGUAAGUAUCGAGAAUAUUAACUAUUUUAUGCACUUAAAGAAAAACAUAACCUCAAAUAUACUUGACAUCAUAAAAACUAAACUAAAACAAUUUAUUUUUCUUUUUCUCUCUCCCUUUCUUCUUUUUUUUCUCCUUCGACCCUCGCUGACUAACUUCUAUGCUUUGUUAUAUUUCUACGAAUAUUUUCCGGAUUUGUCUACUACGACUACACACUAUACGUAUGAUGAUGAUGAUGGUGCAACCAUAAUCAACAAUAGCUUAAGUCGAACAAUGGAAUCAUUUGAUUGUAUUUCAAGUGAUUCGGAAGAAGGGCUACUUGAUGAAAUCAUAGUGGGUUGUAAUUUUCAAGCAAAACAAUUGCAACGUAUGAAACAUCAUUAUCAGCAGCAACAACUGCAUCAACAACACCAUUACCAUCAACAUGAGCACACUCAUAAUGGUUCACAACAUACCUUGGCCAUAGGUUAUUAUCAUAGCCAACCGUAUUUGUGUCAAAAGUCACAGUAUGAUCCUAUGGAAUCACCCAUUCACUACUGUGACAAUACCACCCAACUUGAGGACAAUUCUACACAAGAAUUGUUUAAUUCUCAAAGGCCGGAAAAGGAGAUACAACAACAGUCACAGCAACAGCAGCAGCAGCAACAACAGCAAGCACCCUCUCAGCCCAUGAUACGUUGCAGUUCUACAUGUGAUAGUGAUUUAAACUUAAAAGGUGCCAUUACAGCAAAUAGGGGCAGCAUUUGUUCAUCGGAAAGUGCCACAAGUGUUACAGCCACUACCAUAGUUUCACAUGAAGAUACAGAUCAAUCUUCCAUAACUACCCAAUUGGAGGUGUCUGAUUAUGAGACCAUUAAUUUAAAAGAAAAUUUAGGCAACUUAACAGUCAAUCACAAUCAUACAGCUACUUCUCAUGCCUCGUCAUCUUCGUCCUCUUCCUCGUCCUCAUCUUCUUCAUCUACAGUUGGUAGCUCUUUUAAUCAUCAAUUGACUGCGGAUAUGUGCAACUUUAAGAAUUCUAAAAGCCGGCGUUUAGAAUAUUCCUUGAAAUGUUUAAAAUAUGGUCGCAGCAAUCCUUCCCAAGAUUCUGCCUUUGGCUCUCUAACUGAUAAUGAUCUAUCCACGUCCAGCUUUCGUUUAAGCAGUUUUCAAUCCAUUUCUUCACCUAUAGAUGAAGGUGUAGAGGAUGUUAUUAUAGCCACUACUACAGCGGGUCAUGAAACCUGUUUGGAAUUAGCUACCAUACCACGCAGUAUGGUAUCUCAAGAUUCUGCCAUUUCCUCGCCUUGCCGGGAGACAUCUCCCAGUAAUUUUCUCAAUAUUGAUGAGGGAACUUGUUCAGGAGCCUCUAGCUCUUCUGGGUCAACUGGUAAUCUUAGACCUCAACAUUUUCCUGUCUCAUUGUCACCCAAAAUCCUAGUCACCGCCACUACCAAUUCCAGCAACUCUAGUUUGGCUUCAAGUUCCGGUAGCCAGGCUCAAGCUCAACAGCAAAAUCAAACUCAACAAUUUGAUCCACCCAAAAUAUUGGUAAAUGAUCAGAACUCUAUCUACACCACGUCGCCCUCGAAGAGAUCGGGCACCAUUGAGGUAUUUUCGCAAAAAUACCGUGUAAGUUCUUUUGAGGACAUGUCACCCUUAAAAAGGGGCUCCAAUACCGACAAACAACAUUUGAAAAAUGUCAAUCGUUUGGCAUUUCGCUCCCUAGAAGAAGAAAGACGCAUAGAUAAUGCCUUCAUGCCCAUAACCGAUCGCGUACAUUCCGACAAUCGUGUCAAUGUUCAGAGCGAGAAAUACAAGAAAUUGACUCAUGCCUCAUUUCGCAUUAGCAAAACAUCUAGUCAGGUUAUCAUGUACGACACAUCACCGGGCCAAAUGAUUACCUCGUCGCCCGGUUCUUCAACUAUGCUAGCUCAAUGUGGCACUUCGUUGGAAUUGCAACGGCCAGCCACUGCUUCAGGCUCCUCCAGUUCGCGUCAGACCAUGUGGCGUGAUAGUAAGUUUUAUCGCAAAAAUCGCAUAGCCAAAUCGAAUGAUUCAUUACUCGAGACUUCUCCCAAUCAUUCGGCACGUCUAUCACCCUCCUCUUUGAGAGACAAUCACUAUGAUAGCUCUUCUUCGUAUGGUAGUCGUAGUCAUAGUAGACAAUCCUUAAAUCGUGGUGGAUCCAUACAUGAAAUUAUGGGUUCCAAUCACACAUUGGGUCCCGAAAUAACUGUCACCACUAGUUUCUGCAAUAAUCCACCCAAUGGCAAUCGACGUUAUUGCAGCUCGAAAAGUGAAGAUUUAGGCGAUUCCUCUGAUUAUUUAAGGGUAAUGGAUGCACGCAAAUCUUAUUCGGAAAGACAUUUGGUAACAUUUGAAACGACCCUUAAGCAAACAGCCAUUAACAACACCAUGCCUUUGGAUGGUUCAGAUCCUUGCUAUCUAUCCGAAGACGAUACCAGUUUCAAUGAAGACAAUAAUAUUCAAGGAGGUCAUUAUCAAAAUCAAAAUAUACCUCCACCCCAAUCUAAUACACAGAGAUCACAUAACAGACAUCAUCAAGCGCCAACUAAAUCAAAGUACGGUUACGGGGAAUAUUAUCAACAACAGCAAUCACAGCAACAACAGCAUUCCACAGCAGCUAACAGCGCUAAAUCUGGCACAUUUACUAAGCGUUCCCACCCCAAUCAGCUAAGCUGGAGUUCAUGCUCUAUAAAUCGCUUAAAAACGACCAAUAUUAAAACCACCUCUUUGGCAACUUUAUCCUGCCAACAGAAUUUAACUAGCCCAGCUGGUACUGCUUACAAUCUCAGUCCUCAACAUCAUCAGCACUCGUCGUCGUCCUCUUCAUCGUGUCAUUUGGAUAAACCAAACUCGACUACUUCGACUCCAUCACCAUCUUCGAAUGUCCAUAGCGUAGAUACCACCACCUCGAGAUCUCCCAAGAAAUCCUCACGUAAUCCUGUGUUCAAAACUUUACUAAACACUGCCGCCUCCAAUACCAACACCGAUACCAGUAGCGACAACGGCAGUCGCAAUGGCAGCCUAACCCAAGACAAUUCUUCACCCGACGACUCGCCAACAAGACGUUCCAUAAGUGGUAUUGAGUUGGCGAAAAUCUUCUCCAUGGAUAGCACUACUGGUUCUGGCGGUUGUAGUGAAGAGAAAACACCGCUGCUGGACAGUGUUGAAAUGUCACCUAUAAGUCCUACCGAUCCCGAUAAUGACGAUGAAGAAGACGAUGACGAUGUCGAUGGUCUAAAACAAAGAGCCGAUCAAAUGUGAUAUAUUAAUAAAAAUUAAGACAUAAUUUGAAGUAAACUGAGUAUGAUAAAAUCAAUCAUGGUGAGUUUUUUCUAAUUAAAGAAAAUCUAAUGCUUAUGAAAAUAUCGUCGUUAGAAGAAAAACAGAUUAAGAUUAUACUUAUUCCAUGGUAUGUAGUUGUUUAUGAUCCCGUUCAAUAUAUAGUAACAUAAAUAUUUAUAUGCUUAAACAAAAUGUAGAUUUAGGGAAAUAUGAGAAAAAAGAGAGAUUUAAAAAAGGAUAUUAAGGAUAAAAAGGAAUAAAUGGUAUAUAAAAUGUUUAGGAAUAUAACUAAGAGAUUGAGGUAAUUAUUUGAGAGCUUCAGUUUUUUUGUUUCCAAUAUACUUUUUAGAUUCAAAUAUUGUCUGCUUUAAUACUUCCUACAAUCUUGGACAUGUUAAUCCCAGUUUCAGCUUUGCCGAUCGACUUCAACUAAUAAUUUUCUGACAGUAGAUAGAAAGUAGUAGAACUUGUUCCAGAGCUUCUAGUUGUUUUGGAUCAACUAGCACUCGUAGCCCUUUAAAAUAUAAUAUGUUCAUUAUCUAGGUUCUUCAGACAAUCGACUGGAAGAUUAUCAUGUAUAAAAACGAGCCAUUGAUCUCUGAUUAUAGGACGAUAAUAUAUAUUUUUCUUAUGGGAAAAUCAGUGCUUGGAAGUUUUGUGUUUGUUUAAAAGAAAAUUAACAAAUAAUUACAUUUUACGCCGAGCACAUAAGACUAACCAUAUUAUGUUUAAUA
Lucilia cuprina (Australian sheep blowfly) is the source of this 6117-nucleotide messenger RNA. It is a transcript of the gene Slob, whose product is annotated as serine-rich adhesin for platelets. The transcript is spliced from 11 exons. Lineage: Eukaryota; Metazoa; Arthropoda; Insecta; Diptera; Calliphoridae. The coding region runs from base 128 to 5362 and encodes 1744 amino acids. The record is from RefSeq and is a predicted model, not a curated record.